CUCCUGACCCCGCGGCGGCCGAGAAGGGGAGGGGGAAGGAGGAGGAAGAGUAUGAGGAGAGAACGAGAAGGAGAUGUGUCAGUGAGUUCCCGCGAGAUGUGACGGAAGCCUGUGGGGGACACGGGCUUUCAUGUGCGGCUCGGCCGGCGGUCGUAAGGGAACCAUUGUCAUGAAAAGAAGGCUAUAAUAAUCUGUUUACCUUAUGGUUGUGGAGUUACAUGUGAAAUCUGCCAGGUAAUACAAGGACCUGUGGAAUAUGAGUGAUGACAAACCCUUUUUAUGUACUGCCCCGGGAUGUGGACAGCGUUUUACCAACGAGGAUCAUUUGGCUGUCCAUAAACAUAAACAUGAGAUGACACUGAAAUUUGGUCCAGCUCGUAAUGACAGUGUCAUUGUAGCUGAUCAGACCCCAACGCCAACUCGAUUCCUGAAAAAUUGUGAAGAAGUGGGUUUAUUCAAUGAGCUAGCAAGUCCUUUUGAAAAUGAUUUCAAAAAAGCUUCUGAAGAUGAUAUUAAGAAAAUGCCACUAGAUUUAUCACCUCUUGCAACACCAAUUAUUAGAAAUAAAAUUGAAGAGCCUUCAGUUGUUGAAACAACUCACCAGGAUAGCCCUUUACCUCAUCCAGAAUCCACUACCAGUGAUGAAAAGGAAGUGUGUCUCCAGCCGACUGCUCAGCCGACAUCCACCAUUGUUCGUCCAGCUUCUCUGCAAGUUCCCAAUGUGUUGCUUGCAAAUUCUGACUCCAGUGUCAUUAUUCAGCAGGCCAUUCCUUCACCAACCUCCAGUACUGUCAUAACCCAGGCUCCAUCUUCCAAUAGGCCCAUAGUACCAGUGCCAGGUCCUUUCCCUCUGCUAUUACAUCUUCCUAAUGGACAAACCAUGCCUGUUGCUAUUCCUGCCUCAAUCACAAAUUCUAAUGUUCAUGUCCCAACUGCAGUCCCGCUUGUUAGACCUGUCACCAUGGUGCCUAGUAUCCCAGGAAUUCCAGGGCCCUCCUCUCCACAGCCAGUGCAGUCUGAGGCAAAGUUGAGAUUAAAAGCUGCAUUAACCCAGCAGCACUCUCAGGUAACAAAUGAAGAUACUGCAAAAGGACAAACAAGUGGAUUGGUUAGAAAUCAGUCAGAGGAAGCCAGGCCACAGUCACUGCAACAACCUGCUACAUCAACUACUGAAACGCCGGCUUCUCCAGCUCAACCUGCACCACAGACUCCAAAUACUGGUGGUCGCCGAAGAAGAGCAGCUAAUGAAGAUCCUGAUGAGAAAAGACGCAAAUUUCUUGAGCGGAACAGAGCAGCUGCUUCCAGGUGUAGACAAAAAAGAAAAGUUUGGGUGCAGUCUUUGGAAAAGAAAGCAGAAGACCUAAGCUCAUUAAAUGGCCAGUUACAGAGUGAAGUCACCCUGCUGAGAAAUGAAGUGGCGCAGCUGAAACAGCUUCUUCUGGCUCAUAAAGAUUGCCCUGUAACAGCCAUGCAGAAGAAAUCUGGCUAUCAUACCACAGAUAAAGACGAUAGUUCCGAAGAUAUUUCUGUGCCAAGCAGUCCUCACACCGAAGCUAUUCAACAUAGUUCAGUCAGCACUUCCAACGGAGUGAGCUCCACCUCCAAAGCCGAAGCAGUGGCUACGUCGGUUCUCACCCAAAUGGCAGACCAGAGUACGGAUCCAGCACUUUCGCAGAUUGCAGCAGCCCCUCCAUCCCAAUCUCAGCCAUCAGGCAGUUGAUUAAAAACUUGUGUUGUUUUUAGAUAUUCCUUAGCAACUUCAAAGGGAAACAAGGAAAACGGCCUUCACCUAAGAGAAAUCUGUAUCUUAAAAUUAUUCAUCUGUAAAAUUCAAACUUGAAUUUGGCUUUGAAAGUUGGUAGACAGGAAUUGCACAACAGGUUGUAGUCUUGUAAUAGACACCCAGGUUUGUUUUUCUUUCCUAGGAUUGCUUGUUAUUUUCAGUGCUCGUCAUGUGAAGUGUCGGUACAGUUGAAAUGUCCUUCUCUUUCAUUUGAUGGUAUUCCAAGAAACAUUGAGAACAGUCGCUUAAAUGCUCACCCCAAAAACUGUGAUAGUAAUCAUGUCAUAUUUUAUACCAAAGUUCUGUGUAGAUUCCUAUUGAUUUCGUAAAAUCUACAAGAUCCUAAAGCACUAGGCAAGAGGAAAAGACAGGAACAAUGCAUUUGCUUUUAGUCUUUUUGCCUUUAUGUUGUUUUGCACAUUAUGAAAGGAAAAAACAUUGGGAGAAUAUAUUUGAUUAUGUUAUUGUAGCAUUUUCUUUGGCUUUUUAACUGUUUGGGUGUUGUUGUUUUUUUUAAGGAUUUUGUUUAACAGGGCCAGUACAGUAUAUAAUAUACAGUACUUUUUAUGCACAUAUGUAAUCUUGAUCAGGGUCAUUAAUAGCUACAUUUUCUUUAAAUUUGUGUCAGUUUAGUUAGCUAGCACUUCCAUUUUUUCUGCUGCAAAAAAACUCUGCAUCUGCCUUCUUGUAACAAAGAGCAGUAGACUCAAUGGGCUUCUGAAAGGUGGGAUACUUUUUGGAUGCUAAUUUGCUAAUUUAUAGUUUCUUGAGUCUUAAACUGAGGGAGCUUAUUUAUAUUCCAGUGGUAUAGAUUCCACGAAAGUUUAAAUUCCUUCAUUGAAAGCUCAACUUUUUUUUUCCUUUUUUAAAUUUUCUUUUUUGUGGUUAUUGUCUUGUAUUUGCAAGGUAACUUGUACUUUAUUCUUGUGUAAGCACUGUUAUAUUUUAGUAGCAAAAUUUUGAUACCUUUCAGGGGGGAGGGAAUCAAUUAUCUACCGUACCAUGGAAACAAUGUAAUUACAGUAUGGUAUGCGUGUGCACAUGUAUGUGUUUCCUUGUGUGUGUGUGCAUUUGUGUGUAUGAGAGUGAAAGAUAAGGGGGAGAGAAUGGUUCAGUAGUUUAUGCCAGCAAUCAGUGCUUGAAUGUUUAAAGAUGCCUUCAAUGUGAUGCUGGCUUGAUAGAUGUUUGCAGUUUUGAAAUUCUAUUUACUGUGUGAACCUGGAUAACUAACAUUCCAUUACGUAGUUUGGUUCUGAUGAUAUGAUUGUAGGUACAGUUUUUCUCAUUAUCCAGUCAUCUGUAGGAUAUUGAGUUUUUUAAUGUGCCAUUGUCUAUUUUUAAUUCUGUACUCAUGUUAAAACAACAACAGUAUACUCUUUUAUGAUUAAGUUUUAAAAGUGCAAAAAUAGGUGUGUGCUUUCACAUCAGAAAACUUUGUACAAUUGCAAAGUAAAACUACACAGUAGAAUCAUCUGGCAGUAAAAAAAAGAAUUCCAUUAUGUAUAUAACCAACAUUUAAUGCAUUUAUGGUGGGUUGUCUAACUCAUAUGUUCUAUGCUCUGUUUUAACUUAAGGUGCCAUCAGACUAAGAAAUGAAACAUUCUGUUUUCAAUCAUGGAAUUGUAAUUGGUGGUAACAGCAGAGAGCAGCUAAAAUUUGUAUGAUGUACAACCAAACUAGAACAAUGCUAGAGGAAGUCAUCAAAUUAUGUAUAUAUCAUUUCAGUGCUUUAACUCUGAAAAUAAGAGUUUAAAUAUUUUGUGUAUUAAAAAUGUAAGGAAACCGAUUUUUGUGUAGUUUGAAAAAAGUGCUCUAAAUACUUUAUCAUUUGUAAAGGAAUUUUAUUUGGAAAGCAAUUUGACAAAACUUAAAAACCCAAGCCCCCAAGUACAAUGAGAAAUUUCCAGCACAAGACAUGAAUUCUGCAGGAAGCCUCUACAAUUAAUAGCUAUAAUUGAAUUUUUCACCCUGAUUUGGAGAUUUGCUCUCAGUUGGAAGUAGUGUAGCACAGGUAGGACCUCCACAUUCGAAUGCAUGGCUCAUGUACAUCCUCGUUCCUGAUUAUGCGCAUUGACAUCUGUGCAGAAGCCAGCUCCUUAUACACAGUUUCUUACCUGAGGUGGUUGUUUCCUCAUUGUGGAUUGGGUGAACCACAUAGAUUAAUUUGGUUAUAUUUUAUCCCAUAAAAAUGAUGGGCAUAAUCUACUGGACACUGCUAUGCUCUACUACAUCCGUUCAUUUCUGUUUCCUAAACGGUUUACUGAAAUGAAUGGUGUUGGUGCAGUAACAAUGUCUGGUGCUAUAUGAGGCAGUCCUAUUUUUAAAAUCUUAUUUAAUAAAAAAGGGUUUUUUAGUUAUAAAACUGUUACCGUUGUAAAGUAAAUUAAAUAUGUGUGAGGAAAUAUGUAAAUGAUUUGAAUGGAAGGGUUAGUGGAAAAUCCUAUCUAUGUUUGGCAAACAAAGUUGUACAACCAUAGAUUCUGUUUUAAAAUGUAUGUCACACUACUUCUGUACUUGGCAUUUGAGGUCAUUGCAUUUGACAUGUUUCACAAACUGUACAGUUUUCUUCAAUGUGCAGUUAGCAUGAGUAAAUCAUCAGAGAAUAAAAUCUAUCUUUAAAUUGUA
Messenger RNA from Anolis carolinensis (green anole), 4408 nucleotides. RefSeq names its product activating transcription factor 2 (gene atf2). Gene Ontology annotation, biological process: regulation of transcription by RNA polymerase II. Bases 257 to 1720 code for a protein of 487 amino acids. The transcript is spliced from 13 exons. Gene Ontology annotation, molecular function: DNA-binding transcription factor activity, RNA polymerase II-specific; cAMP response element binding. The record is from RefSeq and is a predicted model, not a curated record. Lineage: Eukaryota; Metazoa; Chordata; Lepidosauria; Squamata; Anolidae.